Messenger RNA from Brenthis ino (lesser marbled fritillary), 1119 nucleotides. NCBI's taxonomy places the organism in Eukaryota, Metazoa, Arthropoda, Insecta, Lepidoptera, Nymphalidae. The record is from the annotation of a GenBank genome assembly.
AUGGAUGGAAUAAAUGGAUCAGAUUUACCGCCCGUUAAGGAGGAGACGUUUUGUAAAUACGUCUUAUAUUAUGAAAUGAAUAACUCAAGUGUUCGUAUAUGGGAUCUAAUAAUAUUAAUACCCAACGCCCUAUUCGUGCUGUUCCUAGUGGUAAGAUUCAACAAGGCACAGUUGAAGUUGAGAGCAACGAGUAGUCCAAUAUUUUUAACAUUUUACUCGCUUGUAUGGGGCAAUGUAAUCAUCAGCUUGAUACGAUGUGCUGUCUCAAUGACCUUAAAUGCAGCAGUGCCGGUUGGUGGGCUUGUUGACAAAGUGUUGUGGGUCACAGUGCGGUUUUUUUUACUCGCUACAGAAUUGAGUGUAGUUAUAUUUGGUUUGGCUUUUGGUCAUAUGGACAGUCGUAGCAGCAUCAGAUAUGUACUUUUGGCAACAUCUCUUAUUUCCCUUGCUUUUACGGUAACUCAAGGAACACUGGAGUUGAUGAUGCCUAAUGACCUGUUUCAUGUAGACAAUGGGGAGUAUUACUUGUUUGGUCAUGGUGGAAUGUUGUUUUGGUUCAUAUCAUCACUAGUAUUUGCCGUUAUAUAUUUCAUAAUACUAUUAUUGCCUUGGAUACCAUUAAGGGAAUAUUUGGCUUUACCAACGAAAUUGUCCUUCUACCUAUACGUAUUACUUCUCGCGCUACUCGACACGACGCAGGCGGUGGGCGCGGGCCUGCUCACGUGGGGCUCGAUGCCGUCGGGGCUCUGCGUAGUCGACGUGACCACGUGGCUAUACUUCUCCUUAUACACACCGCUAGUUUAUCACACUUUUCUGAGUGAAUUCUUCAGUGUAUCACAACCAAGCAUCAUGUUCUCGUACAAGGCUCAGAUGGACGAGCCGAUGGACGACGACCAGGUGUCUCUGCCGCAUCAACAGAGCUUCAGCUCGCUGAAAACUGACUCCGAUUAUAUUUAUCAGCAGAGCAAUAGCGUAUACGAUAGUACACUAUUCGAAGCUGGCGGGACGACCCCGAUGAACCCAGUGUACAGUGCGUCCCUACAGAGUCCCGACUCGAUAGCCUCGGGACAAUCCCUAGACAUUGGAACAACGGGAUUCCCCCAAAAUAUGCUAUCCACA